Oncorhynchus masou masou (cherry salmon) is the source of this 1606-nucleotide messenger RNA. Its product is annotated as zinc finger matrin-type protein 4-like. The transcript is spliced from 7 exons. The record is from RefSeq and is a predicted model, not a curated record. Bases 443 to 1201 code for a protein of 252 amino acids. Gene Ontology annotation, molecular function: nucleic acid binding; zinc ion binding. NCBI's taxonomy places the organism in Eukaryota, Metazoa, Chordata, Actinopteri, Salmoniformes, Salmonidae.
CUCUCUCUCUCUCUCUCUCUCUCUCUCUCUCUCUCUCUCUCAGAGUAGCACUUUAUGUAAGAUGAUACCUGCGCGUGUGGGUGCACUGUACUGUAGCCUAUUAGCUCGAGCUCCCACUCGCUCUCCUGUUCCCGUUACCCGGUGAAUGAUAUCAACAGAGCGUUUUGCCCGUUCCCUACUGAGCGAAAGAGCACGCUUGAAAGGAGAAUAACGUCAGACCGCACAACUGAACGACAGCCAGAGCGCAUGGAACCAGAGAAAAUAUAGGCUACCCACAGCAACGGCGAGAGCACAUUGACAGGACAACGGGACGACUGUUUAUUCAAGUUGGACGGAUGAUUUAGCGAACACAAUUGAGUAGACUGCCCGGCGGAUGAUAAGCGUCCGGGACCGGUGCUGUCGAUUGUGCGAGGAGGCAAGUUAACGUUACCGGGGGAAGAAGAUGAAGUCGGCUGGGGUCGUGGAAGGAGGACUGUUCACAGAGAGUUACUGCAACAUCUGUAAUGCCCAACUCAUCUCCGAGUCGCAACGCACAGCACACUAUGAGAGUAAGAAACAUGCCAAUAAGGUCCGUCUCUUCUACAUGUUACACCCAGAAGACGGAGGCCCACCUUCCAAGAGACUGAGACCAGACAACCCUGACAGUGCAGAGACAGAGGUGGACAGCAAUAAGUGCUGUACGUUAUGUAAUAUGUUCUUCACGUCGGCCAUUGUUGCCCAGUCUCACUACCAGGGCAAGACACAUGCCAAGAGAGUACGACUGGUACUGGGAGAAACACCCAGCUUACCUACUGCUACCAACAGCCCUACCACCACAGACUCAUCCCCUUCCACCCCCCAGCCCAGCGACUCAAACCCUGCUCCUCCUGCCCUUCCACGGCCCUCCUCUCUAGCACCGCCGGUGGUGGUGGGUAGUGGUGGUAGUGGUGAGACAGGGAAGUACUGCUGUCUGUGUGGAGCGUGGUUCAACAACCCUCUGAUGGCCCAGCAACACUAUGAGGGGAAAAAACAUCGCAGGAAUGCAGCCAGAGCACAACUACUGGAGCAGCUAGCUGGCAGUCUGGACGCUACCGAAACUACAGGUCUCCGCAGCAGAUACUCCUGCAGUGUAUGUAGUGUUGUGUUGAACUCCAUUGAACAGUACCACGCACACCUCCAGGGCUCCAAGCACCAGAACAACUUGAAGCAGGUCCAGCAGUGAAGCACUGGAACCAGAGACCUGUGGACAUGUGGAGAAUGGGAAUACUAAACAUGGGAAGAGCAUUGUAAAACGAAAAUAAUAUUGGUUGUGGAAUUUUGGAAGACUGAGAGACUUCUACAGAUGGCUUAGGACUGUGUGUGUGUGUGUGUGUGUGUGUGUGUGUGUGUGUGUGUGUGUGUGUGUGUGUGUGUGUGUGUGUGUGUGUGUGUGUGUGUGUGUGUGUGUGUGUGUGUGUGUGUGUGUGUGUGUGUGUGUGUGUGUGUGCGUGCGUGCGUGCGUGCGUGCGUGCGUGCGUGCGUGUGUGUGUAUGUAUGUGUUUUUAAAUCUGACGAUGUCCUGGAGGUUACUGACCAUCUAAGUGUUUGAUAUGUGUACUUUGACCCCACAGCAGUCAGAAAACCAUUG